AUGCGUGAUGGCCCGGGUUACAGCGCAGGAGCAGAGGUUACGUUCCUCGUCUACUCCUCGGUGACCCCUCGCCCCGUCUCUGAAGAGGCUCUCAGACGGGUGUCAAACAGUGGCUUGAAUGAAGGCCUGCUCAUUGACUUUUCCCAAGGAGUCGCGGCCAUGCAGGGCUGGCGGGUGUCUAUGGAGGACGCGCACAACUGCAUCCCGGAGCUGGAUGAUGAAACCGCGAUGUUUGCGGUCUAUGAUGGUCACGGAGGUGAAGAGGUUGCUUUGUAUUGCUCCAAGUAUUUACCUGACAUCAUUAAAGAGCAGAAGGCGUAUAAGGAUGGCAAACUGCAAAAGGCUCUGGAAGAUGCGUUCCUGGCUAUAGAUGCCCGAAUCACCACAGAGGAAGUCAUCAAGGAACUUGUUCAGAUAGCUGGACGUCCUCAGGAUGAAACCGAAAAAGUAGCAGAUGAAGAUGAUGUUGAUAAUGAAGAAGCAGCUCUGCUGCAUGAAGAGGCCACCAUGACAAUUGAGGAGCUGCUUAGCCGCUUUGGACAGAACCAAAACAAAAAUGGCAAGAAGCCGUCUCCAGGUGCCUCUAAAGAGUCUGAGGAUGAAAAGAAAUCUCCUGCUGAGAAGGGAAUCAAUGGUGAGACGGGAAGCAGGGCUUCUGGAGCGGACAGCAAUGGGAAGGAGAAGGCAGCCGCUGCUGGAGAUGCGGCCGGAGGCUCCAGGAUGAGGGCCUGUAGACGGGCGGCUGCAUCCGGUGCGAGUAGUGGCUCUGCUUCUGAUGGAUCUGCUGAGAAGUCAGGGACGACUGGGGAUGCUGGUCCUUCCUGCUCCUCAUCUGCAGCUCCUGCUCCAGGAAGUGCCAAGUCCAAGUUCUUCGAGGACAGUGAAGAGUCAGAGGAGGGAGAAGAUGAAGAGGAGGGUAGUGAGGAAGAGGACUGCAGUGAGGAGGACGGUGAGAACAGCAGUGAGAACGAUGAAGAGGAUGACACAGAAGAGGGAGAGGAAGAGGAUACCGAUGAAGAGGAGGAAAUGUGCUUGCCAGGCAUGGACGGAAAAGAGGAGCCAGGUUCAGACAGUGGCACCACAGCUGUAGUUGCUCUCAUUCGUGGGAAGCAGCUCAUCGUGGCCAACGCUGGAGACUCCAGAUGUGUGGUGUCUGAAAAGGGAAAGGCGGUGGACAUGUCCUACGACCACAAACCAGAGGACGAGCUGGAGCUGACCAGAAUCAAGAACGCUGGUGGGAAGGUGACGAUGGACGGCCGUGUCAAUGGAGGCCUGAACCUCUCCAGAGCGAUUGGUGAUCACUUUUAUAAAAGGAACAAGGCUCUUCCCCCUGAGGAACAGAUGAUCUCUUCUUUACCUGAUGUCAAAGUGCUGACUCUCAAUGAAGACCAUGAGUUUAUGGUUAUUGCCUGUGAUGGCAUUUGGAAUGUGAUGAGCAGUCAAGAAGUGGUGGACUUUGUAAAUGAGAGAUUGAAAACUGAGGCUGGUAAAAACAGACCCCUUGCCAUUAUUGAAGAGCUGCUGGACCACUGCUUAGCUCCAGACACCUCAGGAGACGGCACAGGAUGUGACAACAUGACCUGUAUAAUUAUCACCUUCCCCCCACACCUUGGGAACAGCAUAGGUGAGAGCACCAAGAAGAGAAAUCUGGAGGAAACCGCAGCGGAGGAAAACGGCAACGACAGCAAAAAACCCAAAACUGAAUAGAGGUGCUGCUGUUGAGCGUGCUGAUCAUUUUCAGGACACUUUCCCGUUUGAACACAGACCACUGGGAAAAAUUUUAAGGAUAGCUCCAUAAGAAAGAGCGUUUUAGUUUUAAACGAUUCAAAGACGCAAGCAACUAGAACUGUUAACCCAGACCAUUUGUUCUUUGAUCUGAUUUGUUUAAUAUGUCUGUCAACAAUAUACAUAAUUGAUAACUGAAUAAACAAAGCGCAGUAUGGUAGCAGAGAUGAUGGCACACACGAGUCGGUGUCCUCCUGAUGUAUCUGUCUCCUGCAUCGUACCCUCGUUUAUGUACAUAGUGUUUUCCAAUAACUGUCAACUUUUUGAUUUAUUUUUCUUUUUUUAGUAGUGGAUCCUUGACAGUGUUUGUGACCUUUUUUCUGAACACCAAUAUGUUAUUGAUCAAAUGCUUUCUUUUUUUUUUUUUUUUUUAAAUGUGAUGAAAGCUGCUUGUUUUUUUUUCCUGAUGAAGCCAUCGUCCACACAAUAAUCCUGUUGAAAUGCUCUGAUGCUGAAGUACACAGACAUUCCUUUCUCCCUUGUUUCUUGUUAGUGAAGAACAUCCUUCUGUUUGCAUUGUCAUUGAUCCUAAUGUCUAAUAAAUAGGCUUCUUUAAUUUCCAUCAGAAGGCGAACAUUGGGAUCAAUACCUUAUUUGGAAAUAAUUCAGUAAAUUGCAGUUAUAGAGUAGAAAUCCUCACUGCAGAAUAGGGAUUUUCUCAUUGUCCUCAGUCUUGAAGCAUCCAUCUAAUUCAUUAUACGACGUACUUUGGAAUAUAUAUUUUGGUACUUUUUCAGAACAUCUUGGUGGGUUGUACAGGGAAGUCAUUGCUCAGAACUACAAUUUUUUUCUGUAUCAAUAAACAAGUGGAGACGA
Messenger RNA from Cyprinus carpio (common carp), 2601 nucleotides. RefSeq names its product protein phosphatase 1G-like. Gene Ontology annotation, cellular component: nucleoplasm. NCBI's taxonomy places the organism in Eukaryota, Metazoa, Chordata, Actinopteri, Cypriniformes, Cyprinidae. The record is from RefSeq and is a predicted model, not a curated record. Gene Ontology annotation, biological process: protein dephosphorylation. Gene Ontology annotation, molecular function: protein serine/threonine phosphatase activity; cation binding.